CGGCGCGGCCGGGCCGGGCAGGAAGAUGGCGAACGUGCAGCUGGAGUUCCAGGCCAGCGCGGGCGAGGCGGACCCGCAGAGCCGCCCGCUGCUCGUGCUGGGGCAGCUGCACAACCUGCACCGCCUGCCCUGGGCGCAGCUGCGGGGGAAGCUGCAGCCGCGGGUCACCGAGGAGAUCUGGCAGUCUGCCCUGAGCACGCUGAACCCCAACCCCACGGACAGCUGUCCCCUGUACCUGAACUAUGCCACGGUGGCCGCGCUGCCGUCCCGGGUCAGCCGGCACAACAGCCCGUCCGCCGCGCAGUUCGUCACCCGCCUGGUCAGGAACUGCCUGCCCGGCGGCGUCCACAGAUGCAUUGUUAUGGUGUGUGAGCGCUCCGAGGUCUUCGCCUCCGCCUGUGCCCUGGCCAGGGCCUUCCCCCUGUUCACACAUCGCUCCAGCGCCUCCAGACGCACAGAGAAGAAAACUGUGACCGUGGAAUUCUUCCUGGUUGGCCAAAACAACGGACCAAUGGAGGUGACAACACUCAAAUGCCUGGCCAGUGCCACCGAGGGCGUCCGGCUGGCCGCGCGCAUCGUGGACACGCCGUGCAGCGAGAUGAACACUGACACCUUCCUGGAGGAAAUAAAAAAAGUUGGCAAGGAUCUUGGGAUUACUCCUACUAUUAUCCGAGAUGAGGAGCUGAAGGAGAGAGGCUUUGGAGGUAUCUAUGGAGUUGGAAAGGCAGCUCUGCAUCCUCCAGCCCUGGCAGUUCUCAGCCACACUCCAGAUGGUGCCACACAGACCAUUGCCUGGGUGGGCAAAGGUAUUGUGUAUGACACUGGAGGACUCAGCAUCAAGGGGAAGACUACUAUGCCUGGAAUGAAGAGAGACUGUGGUGGAGCAGCUGCUAUUUUGGGUGCCUUCAAAGCCACUGUAAAGCAAGGGUUUAAGGACAAUCUUCAUGCUGUUUUUUGUCUGGCUGAGAAUGCAGUGGGACCGCGUGCAACGAGACCUGAUGACAUUCAUGUUCUUUACUCUGGAAAAACUGUGGAAAUCAAUAACACUGAUGCAGAGGGGCGCCUGAUCCUGGCUGAUGGAGUCGCUUACGCCUGCAAGGACCUUGGGGCUGACAUCAUUCUGGAUAUGGCCACUCUCACUGGAGCUCAGGGAAUUGCUACAGGAAAAUACCAUGCUGCUGUCCUUACCAAUAAUGAAGAGUGGGAAAAGGCUUGUGUUAAAGCUGGCAGGAACUGUGGAGACUUGGUCCAUCCUCUGGUGUACUGCCCUGAGCUCCACUUCAGUGAAUUUACCUCUGCUGUAGCUGAUAUGAAGAACUCUGUAGCAGACAGAGACAACACCCCCAGCUCCUGUGCUGGGCUCUUCAUUGCCUCCCACAUCGGCUUCGACUGGCCGGGGGUGUGGGUGCACAUCGACAUCGCUGCUCCCGUGCACGCCGGUGAACGAGCUACUGGCUAUGGCGUGGCUUUGUUGCUGUCCCUGUUUGGAGGGGCCUCUGAGGACCCUCUGCUGAACCUGGUGUCCCCCCUGGGCUGCAAUGGGGACUGUCCCCCUGAGGACAUGGAGAGGGACUCCAAGAGACGGCGCCUGGUUUGACACAGCCCCGGCCCUGGGCUUACCUCACUUUGCACUGAUCUGCUCUCAAGCAAUGAAAUGUCACACGUCAGAAAUUCCCUUUUUUUUUUUUUUUUAUUAUCAUUAUAAGAUUUAUUACUUGUUUCUGAUAAAAACAGCCUGAUGUAUUGUUUAGUUUGAUUUUUUUUUAAAUUAUUGGUGCACACAGUUGCUGAACAAUAUCAGUGGUGCAGAGUCCAGGCUCAACUAACUGUAUCAGGAAGAGGCCACGUCCUCCUCCGAGCUCCUCACAAAACCUAACUAAGUGCAUUAAUGCAUGAGAAGCUCUCUCUAGUCUGAAGAAGCAACUGCAGCUAUUGCUUACAAAGCCUUCUGAAUUAUUAUAUGUGAGGUUUUAUCAGACAUUUCUGCAGGCAGGCCCCAUUGCAUCUCAGAACACAGGACAAGGAAAAAAACUCUGUAGACUUGGCUUAUUCAGAGACAGUUUAGCUUAGCAGCAAAGGAGAUGUAAUGAGAAAAGGCCUAUAGGUGCUGUUUCUGCAUGUUUUAAUGUUCUUCUGACCAGUAAAAUCAGCAAGAAGGGUUCAGAACAUAUGUCUAUGUAAUUGUUUCACAUACAAAUUACAGAAUGUAUUCAUGUUAAAUGAGGAAAACAAUAGAGGGACUGUGAUUGAGUAAAAUCAGUUUACAAAGCAGAGUGGCUUCUUGCCACUUAAUAAAUUUAUUAUUAUUAAAGAAGCUUACAUAUCCCA
Melozone crissalis (California towhee) is the source of this 2328-nucleotide messenger RNA. RefSeq names its product aminopeptidase like 1 (gene NPEPL1). Gene Ontology annotation, cellular component: cytoplasm. Gene Ontology annotation, molecular function: metalloaminopeptidase activity; manganese ion binding. The record is from RefSeq and is a predicted model, not a curated record. Lineage: Eukaryota; Metazoa; Chordata; Aves; Passeriformes; Passerellidae. Gene Ontology annotation, biological process: proteolysis. Bases 26 to 1597 code for a protein of 523 amino acids. The transcript is spliced from 12 exons.